This is a messenger RNA of Rhizoctonia solani, 1263 nucleotides long. Its product is annotated as The BTB (BR-C, ttk and bab)/POZ (Pox virus and Zinc finger) domain. Gene Ontology annotation, molecular function: protein binding. The coding region runs from base 1 to 1263 and encodes 420 amino acids. The record is from RefSeq and is a predicted model, not a curated record. NCBI's taxonomy places the organism in Eukaryota, Fungi, Basidiomycota, Agaricomycetes, Cantharellales, Ceratobasidiaceae. The transcript is spliced from 14 exons.
AUGUCUUCAAACCCAGCAAACAUUCUUAUUGCACGCAGUAGCCCUUCUGCUAUAUUCCCCCGGUCCUCCUCUAGUCCGCCAUGGCUACUCGAAGAAGCAGAGGUCGAGGAUAUUGACGAAGUUGAUGUAUCUGACGAGAACGCCGAUACAGAGCCCAUUGAUGUUGAUGUUACGUUUCGACGAGACGCAAGUUAUGUAGGAACUGUCAAGAUUAUCGUCGAGACUACCACUUUCUGGGCGCAUAAGGAUAUUCUGAUGUUCGCAUCUCCGUUCUUCGAGGCUGUGCUCAGUGGAAACUGGGCAGAGACCUCUGCUAGCAAGAACCGAACUUCUUGCUCUUCUAUCAUCACCAUUUCUCAACCCCCUUCCCAGCCUUCACCGGCCCACCCCUCUCAAACCGCCCCUGCUACAUCAACCAUGCCCCAUCCUUCAGACGAAAUCGAUUCCGACUGUGUUCGUGUAACAGACGUUGAUACCGAACUCAGCAGCGCGGACGAAAGUGACGGGGAACUGGCCGAGAACAAGGAAAAGGAGCGGCUGGAGUCCUUGAAGAAAUUACAAGGUGCUUCUGAAUCUGGAACUGGUAGAGCUCGAUCCAAAACCGCGCCAGAGCUCUCAAGAACGAGUAAAAGGCGGUCCAAGCCUAUUCCGGACGCGGUAAUACAACUCAAGGAGGAAAAGGCUGGCAUAUUUCACGAUUUUCUCAAAUUUGUAUACCCCCAUCUAGAGUGUACGGUUGCAUGGAAUAACGUAGAAGGAUUAAUGAAUAUAUCUCACAAACUCGUCGUUCCUUCGCUGCAGACCGCAUGCUUGCAGUUUCUUCUUACUCAUGCUGCUGGAAAACCUAUAAAGGCAAUGCGAAUAGCCGAACUAUUCGAACAUGAGGAGCUUUAUAGGGAGAGCAGUCGAUUUGUGUUGGAUAAUCCAGGCGGAUGGUCCGAGGCGGAGUUGUCGACCCUAUCGCAGGAGACCUUGUUGAAGCUUGAGAAACGCCGAAAUUGGUUUUUGGAGCGCGUAUUGAAACUUGGGCUCGUCCCAAUUGCCAGAGAAUACCAAUGCUCUCUAACAUGCCCUGAUCCUUCCAACUGUGCUCGUCAACUCGAAGAAAAAUGGAGACUGGGAUAUCAUGCCUUGUUCCGGUUCGGUCCCGCCCAGCCGUCCAUGGUAUUCCGGUAUUUACGCCAAUUGGAAGGCGUCAGUCCUCCCCUUAGCCUUACCACCUCGCUUGUCAAACUACUGCCAAGCAUGGGUCGCUACGUGUAA